Paracoccidioides brasiliensis Pb18 is the source of this 2268-nucleotide messenger RNA. RefSeq lists its product as uncharacterized. Gene Ontology annotation, molecular function: RNA binding. The record is from RefSeq and is a predicted model, not a curated record. The transcript is spliced from 7 exons. Gene Ontology annotation, biological process: mRNA splicing, via spliceosome. Bases 1 to 2268 code for a protein of 755 amino acids. Gene Ontology annotation, cellular component: nucleus.
AUGUCUUCGUAUAGCCCUGGAGACAGAGGGUACCGCGGAGCUCCGUCGUAUAAUGUGCCAGCUCGCCACAACGACCGCGACGGACGCAUGUAUGACGACCGACGCUCCCGCUCCUGCUCCCGCUCCCGCUCUCCCCCACAUUCCAUCCCGCGAUCUCGGGACUAUAGAUACGGCUCGCCAGGCGGUCCAGUCUCUCCUCCGCAUGGAGAUAUCACGGCGGCGAUGGCGACAUUCCGAUUGCUAGGGACUACCGAUCUAGAGAGCAAAACGAGUAUCGACGUCCGUCCCGGUCGCCCCCGCGGCGGCGCGGAAAGGUCAUCUUACAGGGACCGUGACCGGGAGGGAUAUCGCUCUCCCGGCUAUGACAGUCGCAGCAGAAGUUAUAGCAGAAGCCGAAGUCGAUCUAGAAGCCGCAGCCAACGUGGCACUCGACGUCAUUACUACGGCCAGGAGAGCCGUGAGAUCAUGAUGGAAGGCUUGCCAGUUGACAUGAAUGAAGACGACAUCUUGAAUGAACUCACCCAAUAUUACCAUGUCGAGGCGUUGGAGGAUGUCCGCGUCAUCCGCGACCGCCAAACAAAGAUAUCCCGAAAGUUGGGGUUUAUUCGGUUCCAUACAAUUGACGAUUCUCGUGAAUUCCUGGAACGCAAUUUUCCUUCCAUAUAUCUCUAUGGGAAUAGCGGCUCGCAUACUGAUGACCGUGGCAUGAGGGUUAGAAUAGCUUAUAGUCGAGAAAGAGAGGACCGUAAUCGAAUUAAAGCUGAGGGAGAGUGGACUUGCAAGAUCUGUGCCAUCGUCAACUACGCAAAAAGACAGAAAUGCUUUCGAUGCCAGACAGUUCGAACUGAUUUUGUUCAACUUCCCCCCGGAGUAGCGAAUCCUCCACGCGUUGCGAAUCAUGGUGACAACGACGUAGCUACCGACGGAACCCCGUCUCAAUUUGUUCUCCUCCGUGGUCUGGAAGCCUCAGUCACAGAAGAACUUCUCGCGAAAGGAGUAGCUAAACUCUAUAAACCCUUGUCUGGUUCAGAAGGACAAGGUGGACCACCCGCAGCUAAAAAGGGCGCAAAAGUUGCCUCGACGACCGGUGACUCCAAUCUGGGAGCACGAGAAGGCUCAAUACGACGGGUAUUACUCAUAAGAGAUCGUCGAAGUAACGAAAGUUGGAAAUACGGAUUUGCGGAAUUUGCAACUGUGGCAGAUGCCCAAGCUGCACUAACUCGAUAUAACUCCUUUGAAACGUUUACAAUUUCCUCAAAGCCGGUCCUAGCAAGUUAUAUCCAUGCUGGCGUCUUCGUUCCAGUCAUCAAUCCUACCGCUAGCACGGAAAGAUUCACCUUUAGCCCACUUGGAAACCCUUCCAUGAAGCUAGCAUACUGGGAUGAGAAUGCUUAUGCUACAGAGUUGAUGGUAUCAAUGGAAGAUCCGGACAAGAAAUGUUCCAAGCCUCGAGUGACGGCAUCUGCGACAACAGACAAGCAUCCAAAAGCCGGAAAGGAGACCGAAAAGCCAAAGAAGAGAAAAGCCGAUGCUGGAGCAGCACCUGGCAUAAAAAAGCUUGCUGUGCCAACGCACCUACAAUUCUGGAGUAACCGUCACGCUGAACUGCACGGCAUCCAAAGAGAUGAAUCCAAAGACAAGAGUUCAGGCGGUGACAACCAGCAGGGUAGCAAUGAAAAAGGAGGAUCAUCUUCUACAUCUCCAGUUCCAACCCAAUCGUACGCAGAUCUCAAUCGCAAAUGCUGCUAUCUCUGUAUGCGACAGUUUAAAACAGAGGCAGAAGUAAAUAAACACGAGCGACUCAGUCAACUUCACCGUGAUAACCUACAAAAUGAGGAGCUCAAGGCGAAAGCGAUGGCGAAAUUGGCGAAAAAACGGGAUGAUCCUCAACAACCAUCAACAGAAUACCGUGACCGUGCUAAGGAGCGACGUCAGGCCUUCGGCCCAUCGGUUAAAUCCAAGGAGAAGAAAUUUGAAAAGGAAAUUGAGGAAGCUCCCGCUGUCUCUGCCAUGUCUAAAGGGGCAGCACUGCUUGGGAAAAUGGGCUGGUCUGCAGGCUCGGGACUUGGGGCGGAGGGGUCUGGGAUGACCGCUCCCAUUGCCACUGAUCUAUAUGUCCAAGGCGUUGGGUUAGGCGCGCAAGGAGGGAAAGUUGGAGAUGCAGUUCAGGAAGCUGGGAGGAAUACGAGGGGCAGGUAUGAUGACUUUCUGGAGAAGACGAAGGAGACUGCACGCGAGCGAUAUGAGCGGAUGUCCAGGGAGGGGUAG